UCCUCAUCUAGCUUCCUUUCGGAUAUUUCCUCAUCUAGCUUCCUUUCCUUCACCCCGCCUCUCUCUCUCUCUCUCUCUCUCUCUCUCUCUCUCUCUCUUUUGUUGUAGCAAUGGCUCAACACCAUUGGCGCAAACCCGACAAAUUCAAUUCUAUGUACCCACCAUCUUCCUCUCCUCAGAACACAACGGUCCCGACUGCUAUAACCAGGUAUGGUUCAGCCCCAGGUUCGUUUUUAACCAGGGCUGUCGAUUCCGUCAUUGGGUCUGACCGUGAAUUCUCUGCCUUGGGUUCUUCUUCGCCUUCGUUAGUGAGUCAUCAGUACUUCUCUGGUGACUCGUCCUCGCUCACCUCAGAGUCAACUUGCAAAGUCAACUCAUCCAGCGAUCCAAGGCCGCCGCCUAAGAGCAGCGCCAGUGGUGGGUUGCAGAGAUCGUAUGGGUUCAAUGAGAUUAGUAGUUCUUUGGUCAGGCAGAAAAGCUCGCCCGCUGGUUUUCAGUCCCAUCUUUCUGCCGAAACUGGUUUUUCAAUUACACCAGGAAGUGGAGGGCAUAACUCUCACAAUGGCUCAACUGGUGACCACACGGUGUCAAGGUUGAAGUCUCAGUUGAGCUUUACCGGACAAGAUUCUCUUUCUCAGAUAUCUGAAGUUAGUGAGAAUGUUGCUGAAGGCGUCAACUCCAACAAUGGCCACCAGAGUUCUUCUCAUUCUUAUUCUGCUGCUAGCUUUGGGAUAGGAUCCUGGGACAAUACCAAUUCCAUUGUAUUUUCUGGUCCACCAAGCAAACUAGCAAAGAACAUUGAUGGAGACAUUUUUAACUGUCUCAAUGGCUUAGAAACUCAGUUUAGCUUGCCGCAAACUAGUCUUGAGAUGGCAACAGUGGAGAAGCUAUUAAAUAUUCCUGAAGAUUCUGUGCCAUGCAAAAUCCGUGCCAAGCGUGGCUGUGCCACUCACCCACGAAGCAUUGCUGAAAGGGAGAGAAGAACCAGAAUAAGUGGGAGGUUGAAGAAACUACAAGAGCUUGUUCCUAACAUGGAUAAGCAAACAAGCUAUGCAGACAUGUUGGAUUUGGCAGUGCAGCACAUCAAAGUCCUUCAAAAUGAAGUUAAGAAACUACACAAUGAAUUGGAAAACUGUACAUGCGGAUGCAGGCCAACCACGUGACAGUCAUUUUGGCUAACUGGGAUUUUCAUGAAACAAGUUUUUGAUCCAAGGAUUCUGAAGGCAAGGGGACUCUAGCCAAGGCUAGCUAAUUUUGUUAUUGCACCAAGUUUAACUUAAUAAUGCAAAGUAGAAGUUUAGAUACUCUAAAUUGUAUAUAAAGAAUUUACAUGGGUUAAUUUGUUGUAACUCCGAAAAAAAAAUGUGUGUAAAAUGAUUUUCAAUUUCCA
This is a messenger RNA of Hevea brasiliensis (rubber tree), 1390 nucleotides long. Its product is annotated as transcription factor bHLH128. NCBI's taxonomy places the organism in Eukaryota, Viridiplantae, Streptophyta, Magnoliopsida, Malpighiales, Euphorbiaceae. Bases 111 to 1163 code for a protein of 350 amino acids. Gene Ontology annotation, molecular function: DNA-binding transcription factor activity, RNA polymerase II-specific; protein dimerization activity; RNA polymerase II cis-regulatory region sequence-specific DNA binding. The transcript has 6 exons. Gene Ontology annotation, cellular component: nucleus. Gene Ontology annotation, biological process: regulation of transcription by RNA polymerase II. The record is from RefSeq and is a predicted model, not a curated record.